Molecule: messenger RNA, 285 nt
Organism: Cylas formicarius (sweet potato weevil)
Lineage: Eukaryota; Metazoa; Arthropoda; Insecta; Coleoptera; Brentidae
Product: odorant receptor 49b-like
Exons: 3
Coding region: 8-277 (89 amino acids)
Biological process (GO): sensory perception of smell; detection of chemical stimulus involved in sensory perception of smell
Cellular component (GO): plasma membrane
Molecular function (GO): odorant binding; olfactory receptor activity
Source: RefSeq, a predicted model, not a curated record
GAUUUAUAUGAUCAUACAACUUCUUACGUUUGCAUGGAGCUGCAACGAAAUCAUUAUUCAGAGCGCAGAGUUGGCCGCAGCCCUUUUUGAAAGCGACUGGUACAACUGCGACUCGAAAACGAAAGUUAUAGUGCACAUAAUGAUGAUGAGGUGUCAGAAGCCACUGUGUCUGCGGAACGGCAGUUUUGGUGUGAUGGAUUUGGAAGUGGGAGUCUCAAGACUCAAGCUGGCCUAUUCGUACACAUCCCUUAUGAAAAAUGGAGACAAUAUUGAAUAAUAUCCCAG